Messenger RNA from Papilio machaon (common yellow swallowtail), 13828 nucleotides. RefSeq names its product dynein beta chain, ciliary. Bases 65 to 13828 code for a protein of 4587 amino acids. Gene Ontology annotation, molecular function: dynein light intermediate chain binding; dynein intermediate chain binding; ATP binding. Gene Ontology annotation, biological process: microtubule-based movement. NCBI's taxonomy places the organism in Eukaryota, Metazoa, Arthropoda, Insecta, Lepidoptera, Papilionidae. Gene Ontology annotation, cellular component: dynein complex. The record is from RefSeq and is a predicted model, not a curated record. The transcript is spliced from 82 exons.
AUUAUUUAACUGAUUAAUAUAAUGGAUAUAAGAUAUUAAGUGUGUUAAUAAUACAAUUUUCAAAAUGGGUGAUAAAGAGGAUGUCGACACAAGACUUGAAUUCAUGAGUGAAUAUAUUAUGAAAUCUUUAAAGAUAAAGCUUGACAAAUGGCAAAAGUUUAUAACUGGAGACGAAAGGCAUAUCCUUUUCAGAUUUUUUGACAUGCCUAAGUAUGAUAUAAUUGUAUUUCGAAUGAAUACCGCAGGCCAGCUAACAUGCGCUACUUAUUUCCCGCCAGUUAGCAGAGGAAAGAUGGUGUAUUUCUUGAGAAAUAUCAAUGAUAAAGUAACACAAACUAAUUUGCGUCAGGUAUUAACAAUUGGCGAAAUGUCGGGCAACGUGCUCAUGGACCUUAGUGUAAUGGCUGAUGAAGUGAUCGGUCCUAUGCUGUGUAACCCUGAAAACCAGAAAGGUUGGCCGAAGGUAGUGCAGCAGGACAUGCGGCGACACGUAAACGAUCUAAGAAGUUUGAUGCAUCAGCUAAAAGGAGAGAUGUCGAGUCAGGUCAUGUUGCCGAUGCCUGCUGGCGUAGAGAACAUUUACUAUGCAGAAACAAGGAUAAAGGAAAGUGACGGCGAAGAUGUCGAUUUGGCUCUAAAGACAAACAUUGAAGGUGCAGUUAUUAAAUGGGCGCAGCAAGUCCACGAUCUGCUCCAAGAAGAUUCUUAUCUUGUGUUCAAAAAAACUAAGUUUCCGUUGCCAAGUGCCGACAUAGACUUCUAUACGCAGCGGCUGCGCAACCUUGAAGGAAUCUACUCGCAGCUGCGUGACCCGCGCGUCAAGCGCAUGGCCCAUUACCUGGAAGAAACCAAGAGCGUCUACUUAAAUUGCUUCAAGAGCAUGCUCACCAACAUUGUCGCUGCUAUAGUGGAAUGUCGAGAUAUCUACGUGUACCAGAAGCCCCUGAUCCCUCACUUCGAAGCGAUAGAGGGCACGGAUUUCCUCGACUCGAAGCCGCUCAUCCGACCGAUGUUCCACUGCAUCGGACUGCUUUGGGGCAGCUCUCGGUAUUACUGCAGCGUUGAAAAGCUCAUACCAUUGUUGCGAGAAGUAUGCAAUCUCCUCGUGCAGCAGUGCACAAAUUCCAUAGAUCCGCCAUCGAUAUUCCAAGGCGAGCCAGACGAGCAGUUGAUGAAAUUAAAGAAAGCAGUUGACGUAUUAAAUCAUUUUAUUGAAACAUAUUCAAUGAACCGGGACAAAGUGAACACGUUUUUCCCGCCGGGCGUGUUGCCGGUGCGCUGGUCCUUCGACUUUGACCGCGUCUUCAUGCGCUUCAAUGAGUACAUGAAGCGGCUCAAUAUGAUCGCGGAGAUAUUGGAGGCUACAGUCGAGAUUUUCAAGUUGGAAAAAGUAGAGUUCUGCGGCCUACGUGGAAAGAUUUUGAGCAGUGAAUGUAUGGAGGUCCUAGAGGAAUACACCAUAAAGUAUCAGUCAUUGGGCAACAUAACCUACGACCCCGCGGACCCGGAAGAUCCCUCCUUCAUCAAGGACCACAAGAAACACAUGGUGGUGUUAGAAGAUGUUGACAAGAAGCUAGCUUCGCUCUUUUCACAAGGCUUAGACGAGUGCGAGAAUCUGCAACAUUUCUUUAAAUUUUUUCAAAUCAUUGGUGAUCUAUUUCAUCGUCCCGUUAUAAAAGAGGAAUUGAAACCUAAGCUUUCUAAGCUUUUGGAUUUAAUGCAUUCUAAUUUGGACGACGUAAAAGAAAUAUUUGAUGAAGAAAUGGGGAGAUUGACGAAAGGACCACAAAGACCUAUGGUGGACCCAUUUUUCCCACCGGUCAGUGGUAUGAUAUGGUGGAUACACAAAUUACGAAAAAGACUUCAAGAUCCGAUGGAGGAUUUUAUAUUGUUUGAAGAUCCGAUAAUAACGAGCGAGUACGCGACGUAUAUGAAGCAAAAGCAGAAUGAGAUGCUGGGCUACCUGAACGUGCAGGAGGAUCGACAGUUCAAGCAAUGGUGCGCCACAGUGCCCGGCAUCUGCAAGGUGCAUCUCGUUAAGAACCUUAUCUACCGCGAUCCACCAUUCGUUCGAAACAAUUUUAGUCCAGAGUUAGUUCUCUUACUCCGUGAGAUACGGUAUUUUAAAUAUUUGGAUAAACAAGGGAUACCGGCUGAGGGUCUGGAAUUAUACGACCGGAAUGAAAAGUUGCAGUACGACAUGAACCGACUGAACCGCGCUAUUGCCUGGUACAACGCGAUCCGCGAGGGCAGCCACGAGACCGAGGUAGCGCUAAUUGAGAAGGAGAUCUACGCCAUCGACCAGCUGCUCGGCCGCGGCGUCGAGGAGUUCACUUGGAACGAUGACUUCACAGAGUGGAUGGCGGAGGUGUACAGCGCCAUCAACACGCUACAAGAACGUGUUUUGACCGCGCAACGUAACGUGAAGCGUGGCUUGGACAACAUCGCGGCGUGGGCGGACAAGCCGCUGCACGGGCGCAAAGAGAACCCAGAGAAACUCGAACUGUUGGCCGUCAAAGAACGCCAUCCUAGACUCGUGCAGCGACGGAACAAGAUCCUUGACAGUCACGCUGAGUUUGUAAAGAUUUUGAGCGAUAAUUACAAAUUAUUUUUCAACAUCCAAGAAGAAGAAGAGUUGGAAUCAGAAGAAGAAGAAUUAGAAGAAGUCGAUGAAGCAAUUCUAGAUGACGAUGAAAAAGCGGCUCGACAAAAGAAAAUAGAAGAGAUAAUGGCAAGGCGAGAAGAAAGGCACAUGAUUAGGGAAGAGAGAAGACGAGAGAAAGAGGAGAUAGAAAGAGUGAAGUUCGAAAGGAGAGAGGCAAGAAGACUAAAGCGAGAAGAGAAGCAGAAUGCGAAAUUGGAACGUCAAAGGCAAAGAGAAGCAGGAGAAGAAGUGGAGUCUCCGGCGGAAGAAGAAGAGGAAGUAGAUCCAGAAGAAUUAGCGGAUAUUGAAGCUGAAAGGAUUGAGAUGGAGGAGGAGGCAUUCAGAGCAGAACGCUGGCCAGCUUAUGUCAAAUAUAUCGACGGACUUGUCUCUAUGCAAGUAAUGAAAGCAAUACAGACGAGUCUGAAUCUUUUCGAAAAGCAGACCGAUUUGGAAAAGGGUCCGCGAGUCGCCUUCAUGCAAGUUGUUGCUGAGCUCAAAGAUCCAGACAUAGUUUUCACACCAUCUCUGGAGCUUCAAGACAAUUAUGGUCUUUACGACACUCUGAAUGAAAUGAUGAAAGAUAUGUUCUUGCAAGCCACGCUGUUUCCACGUAUCGAUCCCAUUGUUCCUAUUCCUUCCUAUGAAGAUGACAUAGCAAAUGAAGACGCAAUGAUAGAUCUUUACCAUGAAUUGUUGAAGAGAAUAGAAAACAGCAUAAAUGACGUCUUACAAUAUGCCUCGAAAUAUGAGAAGUAUACCCCACUGUGGAUGGAGGACAGGCAGGAGGUGUUGAACAACUUUUUGAUGUACGGCAGAGUGAUUCCGCCGGAGGAAUUCGAUAAGUAUCGCUUCGAAAACGGAGAGGAUCCACCAAUUGUGAAACCCACACUCGCAGAAUACCAAAAAGAGAUCGAUAAAUACAAUGCGUUAUACGACGAAAUGGCAGCUUUGCCAUCUGAAUACCUAUGCAAUGGCUGGCUUAAACUGGAUUUAAAGCGGCUGAACCAGGCCAUAAUGAACAUCAUCUGUAAAUGGAGUAAUCUUUUCAAGCAGAAUCUUAAGGAUCACGUACAUACUAGCUUGGACGACCUGGAGAAAUUCAUAGAGUAUGCGACGAAAGAGCUGUCUGUAGAGCUCGGUGAGGACGACUACGAGGGCUUGCUGCGGGUAAUGCAAGUGCUGAACGAGGUCAAGGCUAAGCAAGACACCGGCACAGAGUUCAUGUUCGAACCUCUCAGAGAUAUCAUAUACCUGCUCAAAGAGUACGGCGUAGAGUUCCCGGAGGAGACAUACGAACAGCUGGACGUGUUGCCGGAGAGGUGGCGAAACCUGGUGAAGCUGAGCACGGUGAUGAAGAACAACGUUGCCCCGCUGCAGGCUGCGCAGGCGGCGCUCAUUGCCAAGCGAGUCGCACUACUUAAUCUGCGUAUCACUAUGUAUCGCGAUCAAUUCUCACGUAAAGAGAUGUUCCUGGAGUCAUGUAAGGAUCCUUACAAGGAGAUCGACAGUGUGCAUAAGGAACUGUCAGGUUUUGAGGAUAUGAUGCAAGGUCUGAGGACCUCUUGCUCGUUGUUUGACAUACAACCUCCAGAUGAGAAGAGCCUCAAGCAGUGCCGGCGGGAGUUGAAACUUGUGAAGCAACUUUGGGACUACUACUUCCUCGUUAUGGGAACUAUUGAGUUUUGGAAAAAAUCGCCGUGGAAAAAGAUCGAUGCCGAUGGUAUGGACCAGGAGUGUAAACGUUUCUCGAAGGAUCUCCGCCAGUUAGACAAGGAUAUGAGAACAUGGGAGCCAUAUCUGGCUAUAGAAUCAACGAUCAAGAACUUGAUGACAUCUUUGCGAGCGGUCACAGAACUUCAAAACCCUGCCAUUAAAGAUAGGCACUGGAUCGAGUUGAUGAUGGCCACCAAGGUGAAAUUCCAUAUCGACGAUGACACAACGCUAGCGGAUCUGCUUGCACUGAACCUACACAAGUUUGAAGAAGAAGUUAAGACGAUUGUGGAUAAGUCAGUGAAGGAAGCUGCUAUGGAGAAAACACUUAAGGAGUUGGACGCCACCUGGGCUAUGAUGGAAUUCGACUACACAAUACACGACCGCACCGGACUCCGUCUGCCUAAGGCUAGCGAGGAACUCGUCGAAACAUUGGAAGAUAAUCAAAACCAAGUUCAAAAUAUGAUGUCGUCGAAGUUCAUUGGGUAUUACGAAGAGGAAGCAUCGCAGUGGCAGAAAAAGCUGGGCACUGCAGACGCUGUGAUCGCGCUCUGGUUCGAAGUGCAGCGCAAGUGGCAAUACCUGGAGAGCAUCUUCGUAGGCUCCGAUGAUAUCCGCGCACAGCUGCCCGAAGACUCGAAGCGAUUCGAUGGCAUAGAUAAAACUUUCAAGGAAUUGUUAAAAGAUAUAGGGACUACACCGAACGUAGUUGAAGCUACUAACAAGCCUGGUUUGCUGGAUAAACUAGAAGACCUGAUGAAACAACUCAACCUUUGCGAGAAAGCUCUCAACGAUUACCUUGAAACCAAAAGAUUGGCUUACCCGAGGUUUUACUUCGUGUCUUCCGCCGAUCUUCUCGACAUUCUGUCGAACGGCAAUAACCCACCAGCAGUGUGCCGCCACCUUACCAAGCUGUACGAUAACCUUGCCAAGCUGGUGUUCCCCUCGGCCACCAGUAAGUUGGCCUACGAAAUGAUCUCCAAAGAGAACGAGGAACAUGUGCCAUUCAAAGCACCCUGCUGUGAUUGUUCAGGAAAGGUGGAAAUAUGGCUGAAUCGCGUAACUGAUUGCAUGCGAUUGACACUGCGAGAGAUAUUUGAGCACAGUGUGAAAUCUUACGAGGAAAAGCCCCGAGACGAGUGGGUGUUUGACUGGCCCGCGCAACCCGCGCUAGUGGGCACGCAGAUCUGGUGGACCACGGAGACUAACCAGGCAUUUGAGAAAUUAGAGGAAGGUUACGAGAAUGCACUAAAAGAUUAUCAGAAGAAACAAAUUGCUCAGCUGAAUGCCCUUAUUGUCUUACUAUUGGGCGAUUUGACUGUUGGAGACCGACAGAAGAUAAUGACUAUUUGUACCAUCGACGUACAUUCAAGAGACGUAGUCGCUAAACUGAUUGCGACCAAAGUAGAGAACUCUAAUGCUUUUCAAUGGCAAAGUCAGCUGAGACACCGCUGGGACCUCAAUUUGAACAACUGCUUUGCCAACAUCUGUGACGCGCAAUUCCUGUACGACUACGAGUAUCUUGGGAACACGCCACGUCUCGUCAUCACACCUCUCACAGAUCGCUGCUACAUCACACUGACACAGAGUCUCCACUUAAUAAUGGGUGGCGCGCCCGCGGGUCCCGCCGGCACAGGAAAAACGGAGACCACUAAGGAUCUUGGCCGCGCACUCGGCAUCAUGGUCUACGUGUUCAACUGCUCUGAACAAAUGGAUUAUAAAUCUUGUGGAAAUAUUUACAAAGGUCUUGCUCAAACUGGUGCGUGGGGCUGCUUCGACGAGUUCAACCGCAUCUCAGUGGAAGUGCUGUCCGUGGUAUCGGUGCAAGUGAAGUCCGUACUGGACGCCAUUAAAGCCAAGAAAAAGAAAUUUGAUUUUAUGGGCGAAAUUAUAUCUCUGAUCCCCACUAUUGGCAUGUUCAUCACAAUGAACCCCGGGUACGCGGGCAGAACGGAGUUGCCUGAGAAUUUAAAGGCACUGUUCCGUCCAUGCGCCAUGGUAGUGCCUGACUUCGAGCUGAUCUGCGAGAUCAUGUUGGUGGCGGAGGGCUUCCAAGAGGCGCGGCUACUGGCGCGCAAGUUUAUCACGCUGUACACUUUGUGUCGCGAGCUCCUCUCCAAACAAGAUCACUACGAUUGGGGUUUAAGGGCUAUCAAAUCCGUGCUUGUCGUAGCCGGAUCAUUAAAGAGAGGAGAUCGUUUAAGACCAGAAGACCAAGUGCUAAUGCGUGCUUUGCGUGAUUUUAACAUUCCAAAGAUCGUAACUGACGAUAUGCCGGUGUUUAUGGGACUUAUUGGAGAUCUGUUUCCGGCACUGGACGUGCCUCGAAAACGAGAUUUUGACUUUGAGAAAAACUUGUAUGACGGCGCAGUAUCCAUGAGGUUGCAACCUGAACCAGGGUUCAUAUUGAAGAUGGUGCAAUUGGUGGAACUCUUUGCAGUGCGUCACUCUGUGUUUAUUGUCGGCUUUGCGGGUACCGGAAAAUCGAUGGUUUGGCAGUGUCUGCAUAAGACGUACCACAUGCUGAAGUUGAAACCGUAUUACAACGAUUUGGACCCCAAGGCGGUCACCAACGACGAAUUGUUCGGAGUCAUCAAUCCGGCUACGAGAGAAUGGAAAGACGGUCUUUUCUCGACCAUAAUGCGUGACAUGGCGAAUAUGCCAGGCGAUGGACCUAAGUGGAUUGUUCUCGAUGGCGACAUUGAUCCUAUGUGGAUUGAGAGUCUUAACACACUUAUGGAUGAUAAUAAGGUGUUGACGCUGGCGAGUAACGAAAGAAUUGCUCUAACGAAGUCGAUGCGACUGCUGUUCGAGAUUGCAUCACUGCGCACCGCCACCCCCGCCACUGUGUCUCGUGCCGGCAUACUGUAUAUUAACCCACAGGAUCUCGGCUGGAAUCCGUUUGUAGCAUCAUGGAUAGAGACGACGCGUGACGACGAAUCGGAGAAGGCGAUGUUGACAGUAAUGUUUGACAAAUACAUACCUCCGCUGUUAGAGACGAGCAAGAAGUACAAGCGCAUCACGCCGCUAACAGAUCUUCAGCAGAUACAGCUCACUUGUUACUUGCUCGAAUGCUUUCUCAACAAGUCACUGCUGCCCAGCGACUGUCCCAAGGAAUGGUACGAAACAUACUUUGUUUUCUGUGUGGUAUGGGGUUUUGGCUCUGGACUAUUCCAAGAUCAGCUCGUGGAUUGGCGCAACGAGUUUAGCAAGUGGUUCUCCAAUGAAUUCAAACAGAUUAAGUUUCCACCGUCAGGAAACGUGUUCAGCUUCUUUAUUGAUCCGGAGACAAAGAAGUUCCUACCCUGGUCGGAGAAGGUAGAAAGUUUUGAGUUGGAUCCCGACUUGCCACUACAGUCGUGCCUCGUGUCGACCUCGGAGACGACCCGUAUUAGAUUCUUCAUGGACUUGCUGAUCGCUAAGCAGAAACCGGUAAUGCUGGUGGGCGCUGCGGGCAGUGGCAAGACGGUCAGUGUCGCUGCCAAGCUCAACGCACUGCCCGACUCCUACGCCCUCACCAGUGUACCGCUCAAUUUCUAUACAACGUCCGAAAUGAUCCAGAAAGUUCUUGAAAAACCAUUGGAGAAAAAAUCGGGUCGCAACUUUGGUCCACCCGGUAGCAAGUUCAUGAUCUAUUUUGUGGAUGACAUGAACAUGCCUGAAGUGGACCUGUACGGCACCGUGCAACCUCACACGCUCAUCCGCGAGUUUAUGGACUACAAGCAUUGGUACGAUAGACAGAAGUUGACAUUGAAAGAAAUAUCGAAUUGCAUGUUCGUAUCGUGUAUGAACCCGACGGCCGGCUCCUUCACUAUUGAUCCGCGCUUGCAAAGGCACUUCUGCACUUUCGCUGUCAGUUUCCCAGCGCUGGACGCAUGCUUCCACAUCUAUAAGCAGAUCCUGUCGCAACACCUCGCCAACCCACUGAACAAGUUCAGUCCGUCAAUUCAGCGCUUUGUCGACACCAUCGUCAACACCGCGCUCGCCCUCCACACCAAGCUCGCCGCCAACUUCCUACCCACCGCAGUCAAGUUCCACUACAUCUUUAAUCUACGGGACCUCUCAAAUAUAUUCCAAGGCAUUCUGUUUACAACCGGUGACGUGAUAAAACAAUCGUCGGAGAUGAUCCGGCUGUGGAUGCACGAGGCCACACGCGUCUACUCGGAUAAACUCGUCGACUCGGAGGACAAUGACACAUUCAACAAACUUAUCGCGGAAACUAUCAAGAAGAAUUGCGAGGAUUUCGAUGAAAAUUUAGUGUUUGAAAAGCCUCUCAUCUACUGUCACUUCGCGGAGGGUAUCGGAGACCCCAAAUACAACCCUAUUCGUGAAUGGGCGCAGAUCAAACGCCUACUGGAGGAGUCUCUUUCCUCAUACAACGACCUUGUCGCCUCUAUGAACCUUGUGCUCUUUGAAGAUGCCAUGUACCAUAUCUGCCGUAUAAAUCGUAUCUUGGAAUCACCGCGUGGCAAUGCAUUGCUGAUCGGCGUGGGUGGGUCUGGAAAGCAGUCGCUGUCGCGGCUCUCCGCCUUCAUAUCCUCCCUCGAGGUGUUCCAGAUCCAGCUGCGCAAGGGUUACAGCAGUAACGACCUUAAGGUCGAUCUCGCCGGGCUGUACAUUAAAGCGGGCUUGAAGAACAUAGGCAACGUUUUCCUGAUGACGGACGCCCAGGUUGCCGAGGAGAGGUUCCUCGUGCUCAUCAACGACUUGCUCGCCUCCGGGGAGAUCCCUGAACUGCUUGCCGACGAUGAAAUUGAGAAUGUUAUUAAUGGAGUACGGGGAGAGACAAAGGCCACGGGGGUUCCGGACACGCGAGAAAACUGUUGGAAGUUUUUCAUAAAUCGCGUACGCACUAUGUUGAAGGUAGUCCUUUGCUUUUCUCCCGUGGGUGCGACGUUGCGCAUACGCGCCCGCAAGUUUCCCUCGAUCGUGAACUGCACGGCCAUUAACUGGUUCCACGAGUGGCCGCAGGACGCGCUGCGCUCCGUGUCCAAGAGAUUCAUCUCUGAAGUACGCUCGCUACCGGCGAAGCUCGUGGAGCCGGUGGCAGUGUUCAUGUCGCACGUGCACCAAAGCGUAAACAGGAUGUCGGCGGUGUACUUCCAGAACGAGCGUCGGUACAACUACACCACGCCCAAGACUUUCCUGGAGCAGAUCGCACUCUACGGCAAGCUGCUCAACACCAAAACUGAUGAGCUGCUCAUGAUGAUUGAGAGGCUUGAGAAUGGAUUGGACAAACUUGCCUCGUGUGCUGCUGAUGUUGCCGUUUUGAAGGUGACAUUAGCGGAACAAGAACAAAUAUUGAAGGUUAAAAAUAGAGCCGCCGAAGAAUUGAUUGAAGUGGUCGGUGCCGAGAGUGAGAAAGUGUCAAAGGAAAAAGCUUUCGCCGCUGAGGAAGAAAAAAAGGUGAAAGUGAUUGAAGAGGACGUCACAAUAAAGGCAAAGAUAUGCGCGGACGAUUUAGCCAAAGCUGAGCCAGCGUUGAUUGCAGCGCAAGAGGCGCUCAACACUUUGAACAAGAACAACCUCACUGAAUUAAAGUCUUUUGGCUCACCGCCUGAUGCUGUGGUCAACGUUACCGCAGCCGUGCUGGUACUCUUCUCUAAGAAAGGAAAACUGCCUAAGGACAGGUCGUGGAAAGCUUGCAAACUUAUGAUGGCAAAAGUAGAUCAGUUUUUAAAUGAUCUCGUCUAUUACGAUAAAGAAAACAUACAUCCAGACGUGGUUAAGGCGGUGCAGCCGUACAUAAAGAACCCGGAGUUCAACCCGGAGUUUAUAAUGUCCAAGUCGGCGGCCGCCGCUGGUCUGUGCGCUUGGGUUAUCAACAUUAUCAAGUUCUACGACGUGUACGUGGUGGUGGAGCCCAAGCGGCGCGCGCUCAACGCUGCCAACGCAGAGCUGCAGGCUGCACGCGACAAGCUCGCCUUCCUCACUGACAAAAUAAAGGAAUUAGAGGAACAGCUCGAGGGGCUGUUGAAGGCUUUCCAAGAGGCCGUCAACGAGAAAACGAAAUGUCAAGCGGAAGCUGAUGCAACAAAUAUGACGAUAGAUUUGGCCAAUCGUCUCGUGAAUGGAUUAGCUUCCGAGAAGAUUCGAUGGUCAGCGACGGUUGUAAAUCUGAAAGAGUCUGGCGUGCUGUUGCCGGGCGACGUGUUGCUGGUGACUGCGUUCAUAUCGUACGUGGGCUGCUUCACGCGCAAGUACCGCCAGCAACUGCUAAAUGACGAUUGGGUCCCCACGCUCGCCAGAUCCGAUCCGAAGAUUGAGAUGACGGAAGGUCUGGAGCCGCUCUCGAUGUUAACAGACGACGCGCAAGUGGCUUGUUGGAACAACGAGGGCCUGCCCACCGACACCAUGAGCACGGAGAACGCCACCAUAUUGUCCAACUCCGCGCGCUGGCCGCUAAUGAUAGACCCACAGCUACAAGGAAUUAAAUGGAUCAAAUCGAAGUACGGCGACAGUUUGGUGGUGAUUCGUCUGACGCAGCGCAACUACUUGGACCGCAUCGAGCGCGCCGUCAGCAACGGCGACGUGGUGUUGCUCGAGAACAUCGGCGAGACCGUUGAUGCAGUGCUCGAGCCGCUGCUCGGCCGCGUGCUUAUACGCAAGGGACGAGUGCUCAAGAUUGGUGAUAGAGAAAUAGACUAUGAUCCGAGGUUCCGACUUCUCAUACAAACAAAAUUAGCGAACCCGCACUACCAGCCCGAAAUGCAAGCGCAAUGUACUCUUAUUAAUUUUACUGUAACAAGGGAUGGUUUAGAAGAACAGCUGCUAGGUGAAGUAGUAAAAGCCGAAAGACCGGAUUUGGAAAGUUUGCGCGCCGGUCUCACCAAACAGCAGAAUGACUUCAAGAUUACUCUCAAGUCGCUGGAAGAUGAUCUGCUGAAACGAUUGUCUUCCGCCGGACCUGACAUUUUGAGCGACUCCGCACUCGUCAUCAAUCUGGAGACCACGAAGAAGACCGCGGCGGAUAUUGAGAUAAAGGUGGAAGAGGGAAAAGUCACGGCCGUUAAGAUUGACGAAGCUAGAGAGAGAUACAGACGAGCAGCAACCCGCGCCUCCCUCCUGUACUUCAUCCUGAACGAGUUGUACAAGAUCAACCCGAUGUACCAAUUCUCACUGAAGGCAUACAGUGUGGUGUUCAAGGACGCGCUGGCGAAGGCCACGCCCUCCGAGGAGCUAGAGUCGCGAGUGGUCAACCUGCUCGACAGCAUCACCUUUGCAGUGUUCGUGUAUACCAGCAGGGGACUUUUCGAGAAGGAUAAGCUUAUCUUCUUGUUUCUUAUCACACUGCAGAUUUUGCAAUGUGAUGGGAAAGUGGACCCUAGAGAGUUAGACUUUUUGCUUAAGUACGCGGUGGCACCGGAGCCAUCACCGUAUACGUGGUUGUCCAACAACUCGUGGGGUGGCAUCAUCGCUCUUGCCAAAACCGACGCGUUUGAGAAUCUCGACAAAGAUAUCGAAGGCGCUGCUAAAAGAUGGCAGAAGUACACGGACGGCGAGGCACCCGAGAGGGACAAGUUGCCGGGCGAGUGGAAGAACAAGACAUCUCUCCAGCGACUGUGCAUCAUGCGCGCCCUGCGCCCCGACCGCAUGUCCUACGCCUGCGGCGCGUUCUGUGAAGAAAAUCUCGGCACGAAGUACGUUGAGGCUCGUACUCCGCCGCUCGAAAAAUCUUACGAAGAGAGUACGUCUACCACCGCCAUGUUCUUCAUUCUGUCCCCUGGAGUGGAUCCGUUGAAGGAUCUAGAAAAGCUGGGCAAAAAGAUAGGUUUCUCGACUGAUAAGAAGACUUUCCACAUAGUGUCGCUCGGCCAGGGUCAAGAGGUGGUGGCAGAGGAGGCCAUGGGCGUGGCGUCCUCCGUUGGCCACUGGGUCAUCCUGCAGAACAUCCAUCUCGUUGCUAAAUGGCUCGCGACAUUAGAAAAGAAAAUGGAAGAGACCUUUGAAAAUCCAAGGGAAGAAUACAGACUAUUCCUUAGCGCCGAGCCGGCAGCUGACCCAGCAUACCACAUCAUUCCACAAGGCAUCUUGGAAUCCUCCAUUAAAAUCACCAACGAACCGCCCAUCGGCAUGUGGGCCAAUCUGCAUAAAGCUCUGGAUAACUUCAGUCAGGAAACCCUCGAGAUGUGCAGCAAGGAAGCCGAAUUCAAAUCUGUACUUUUUGCACUAUGCUACUUCCACGCAGUAGUCGCAGAGAGAAGAAAGUUCGGUCCACAAGGAUGGAAUAGAGUUUAUCCGUUCAACUUCGGCGACCUGACGAUCUGCGUGUAUGUGUUAUUCAACUACCUGGAGGCGAACCCGCGCGUGCCCUGGGAGGACCUGCGCUACCUGUUCGGGGAGAUCAUGUAUGGCGGACACAUCACCGACGACUGGGACCGCCGCCUCUGCCGCACCUUUCUCAUCGAGUACAUGCAGCCCGAGCUGGUGGACGGUGAAGCACAACUGGCCCCAGGGUUCAUCUCACCGCCGAACUCCGACUACGUGGGUUACCACCAGUACAUCGAUGACUACCUUCCCGACGAGACGCCCUACCUGUACGGCCUUCACCCCAACGCAGAAAUCGGGUACCUAACCACAGUGUCGGAGAGACUGUUCAAGGUUGUUUUCGAGAUGCAACCUAGAGACGCCGGCGCCCAGGCUGGCGGUGGCGCUACUAAGGAAGAAAUGGUGCGUAUUUUACUGGACGACAUAAUGGAUAGAAUCCCAGAGCCCUUCAACCUGCAAGAGUUGAUGGCAAAAGUUGAGGAGCUGACGCCGUUUACCAUUGUCGCCCUGCAAGAGUGCGAGCGGAUGAACCGGCUCAUGGGAGAGAUUCGACGCUCACUUAAAGAACUGGAACUAGGUCUCAAGGGCGAGCUGACGAUCAGCAGUGACAUGGAGAACCUGAUGGAGUCGCUGUUCAUGGACAAAGUGCCGGACUCGUGGACUAAGCUCGCGUACCCCAGCCUGCUCGGCCUCGCCGCCUGGUUCUCCGACCUCUGUCUGCGCCUCACCGAGCUCGAGAACUGGUCCGGGGACUUUAAUCUGCCGCCGGCGGUGUGGCUGGCGGGUUUCUUCAACCCUCAGUCAUUCCUCACGGCCAUCAUGCAGCAGACGGCGCGCAAGAACGAGUGGCCGCUCGACAAGAUGUGCCUCAACUGUGAUGUCACCAAGAGGAACAGGCAGGACUUCAAUGCGCCGCCACGCGAGGGUGCCAACAUCCACGGAUUGUUCAUGGAGGGCGCGCGAUGGGACACAAUGACGGGCGGCAUCGUGGAGUCGCGCAUGAUGGAGCUGUUCCCGCUCAUGCCUGUCAUCUACGUGCGCGCUGUCACACAGGACAAGCAGGACACACGCAACGUUUACGAAUGCCCAGUAUACAAAAUUCGCAUGCGAGGACCAACGUUCGUGUGGACCUUCAACUUGAAGACUAAAGACAAGCCGACGCGCUGGACACUAGCCGGCGUUGCGCUGCUGCUUGGCGUAUAG